UUUCACCAAGAUUAGAAGGGUAGGAGUGAUAUGUACAUUUUACCAAGAUAAGAUAGGUACUGCGAGUGGAACAAGCGUUUACUCGAGUUCGGGAACCAGGCAGCAAAGUGUCGCCUUCCCUUUUAGAACGAAUUUUUGGAAAACAGAACAGGGCGCCAUGGAAAGACUUCCCGAUCUCACCCUUCACAUCUUGACACCGGAUGACUUAUAUGACGUCAUGCAACUCCUGCGGAGGACGUUCUUCAAAAGGGAAGUUCUUUCAACUGCCAUGGGAUGUACCGUAGAGGAUCUGGUGAAUCAAACUUCCACAAUGGUCAAGGAGUGCCUUGAAAAUGGCGUGUGCGUCGGUUUGCGGGAAACCAAAACCAAGAGUCUAGUGGCUGUGAAAAUCUGCGAUGUCCUCACCCGAGACAGAGCAACUACGACAGCUCCAGAGAAUAACAAGACACAGAGGGAAAAAAUGGUAGAAGCUGUUUCGAAGAGCAUACCUCCCCCGGAGUGUUUGUUCGACGACCCCAAUGUUGAGAAAAUCCUCUACGGCAGGAUAGCCAACAUUGAUCCGGCUUACACCGGGAAGAACCUCUCUGUAGUCCUUCAUGAGGCGAGCGAAAGAGCCGGCAUCGAGGCAGGGUGUCAGCUGUUCUAUUCCCAGGUUGCGAACAAGACCCUCCUGAAGAAGAUGAUCCAGAGCGGAUGUCACGUCCUCCAGACGAACAGAGUCAAGGAUGUCUCACUGGAUGGGCAGCAAGUUACUGUGAAAUCUGACGACGAGGAUAUUUCGAUAUCAGCGUUGGUGAAGGUUCUGAUUCCUGGGAACUAUAGGGUAAAAAGUUCUCUGUAAUGUCGACAAUAACAUGGUAUAUGUGCACUUUUCGUCAUAAUACUAGCUUAGUCUAUCUUACCUGUGGUUACGACGAGUUAUUGAUGUAUAUGGCAGCCCUGGUUGUAGAUAAACACGCUGUGAAAUGGUCUGGGUAUUUUCAUAAAAUUUCAAGAGAAUUAGAUCGAGUGCUGCUGACGUGAUUGUGCUAAAAGACGCGUUAAUGUGUGGUGCUUAUGUACAAGGCCAGAAGUGAAUUCAGUGUAUGUUGGACUUGGUUGUAUUUGAAGAUAAAUAAAGGCUGAACGGUGGUGAAUACCCCUUUCAAGUUCACUUCCAUUUUUGCGCAUGCGCACUAGGCCCUAGCAACCCACAGCGUCCUUAGCAACGAAGGACAACGAAAACGUCUUGGUGACAGCUGUCAAAUACACCGGUAAUGGCCACAUCCACCUUGCCUGUAUCAUGAGGACUUUAAAUGAUCUUAAGAAACUACAUCGUUCGCAGCUGAAAGGCAUUAAUAAAGAUGAACUGAUAGAAGCUAUUUUAAAUUCUACUGCUGUUGAUGGAGAUAUCCAUGAGAAAUUAACAACAAUCGUGAAUGAUUUAGCGGAGAUGAAAUUGUCUAUUGUUUCUUCUGAUGCAAAUGUGAAUUCCAAGAUUACUGAGAUGCAACAGAAACUAGACAAGAAGUCAGAAAUAAUUAUAGCAUAGCAAUUAUUUUUGGAGAAAUUGGAUCGUAGGGAGAGGGAGAAGAAUUUAGUCCUUCUUGGCGUUUCAGAUGAACGGGUAGCUCUGGUGGGGUUGAAUGAUGAAGAUUCUAAGAUCCAGAAGAUAUUUGACAUUCUUCAGGUGACUACUCCGAUUCUAUCUCAUAGGAGGUUGGGAACUCGCAAUGAGGAUAAUACACGUUCCUGACCUAUCCUUGUCAGAUUGGGCUCGAGAAAAGAAAGCGAUGCCAUAGUUGAAAAGCCAAAAGCUUUAAAACAAUGCCAAGACCCAUUCAAGAAGAUUUUUGUUAAAAAGGAUACCCACCCAGCUGUCAGGAUGGAAUGGAAAAGACUGCAUGAAGCCGAAAAGAGAGAGAAAGAGAAGCCAGAAAAUCAGGGAUGUGCAAUUAGGAUGGACUACAGGGAGAGAAAGCUCUAUAAAGAUGAUGUGGUGAUUGAUUCAUGGAAUCCUCACCCUCUUUAGGUAGCCCACGGAAACAUCUUAAAAUAAUCUCGUGGAACGUUAAUGGUGUUAGGACCAAGAUUGAGACAACUUUUGUAGAGAAUUUAUUAUUGGAUUAUGAUAUAAUUUGCCUUAAUGAAGUAAAAACCUCGUCACCAAUUAAUUUCCCUGGUUAUGUAUCUUGUAUUAGUCGUAAUAGGAACGCAGAACACCGCGGAGGUACUACAUGUGUUUUGAUCCGUAGGUGUCUUUUUUCUUAUGUUGUGAUUGAAGAUAUAAGUAAUAUAUUAGUGAUCAGGUGUUGCUCACAAUCAGUUGUGUGCCGAAUGUGUUAUUUAGUUUUUGUUAUGUCCCCCCAUCUGAUUCACCUUAUUUUGACAUGUCCUUGUAAAAUACAGGAGAAAGUUAAGUCUUAUGUAGGUGGUUGUAUGGUGAUGGAUGAUUUAAACGGUGAGAGGGGAUCUACCUAGCUAUUCUUACCCUACUAUCCCGGAUGCCGUACCUAACCCUAAUGACAAUGGGAGGAUGUUACUCGGGAUUUGUGUGGAUGAAAAACUUUUGGUUGUUAACAACCUUCAAACGUCUUGCAGGCAAUUCAAGGGAGGUCUUACUUAUAGGCAGGGACAACUGUGGGUUCUGAGCUUGGUUCUUGUUUGAUAUCUCAUGAGUACUUACACAUUGUUAAGAGUUUCGAUAUAAUCCAGGAUUUGAGAUUACCUUCUAAUCAUGAACCCUUAUCCUUAGACUUUAUAUGCCCUGGCGUCGGUUUAACUCAUAUACAAGAAAGAGCGUCUCAGCUCGGUGGUCAUACCGUGUUGCAAAGUAAAGCUACUAAUGAAUAUGUCACUCCGCCUAUAAUGUCAGAACAAAUGAAUCAAGAAUUGUUUGUCUGUGAGUUGGCAAAACAUAGAGAACCUACUUUUGAUGAAAGUAUUGACAAUUUUGAAGGUAAUCUGUGAACUAUAUUCUACGAGUGCGCAAGUAAAUCGGUAGUUAGGAGACCCGCACCUGGUGUUGAUGUUACUGUAAAUAGGUGGAAACGUCUUUUAAGUGAGAAUGAUAGUGCUACAAUUUGGCGUGGAGAGUUAAAAACCAAUUCAACUGACUUUGGUAAUGCUUCCUCACCAUCAGAUCAGGAAUUUAUUGAACACUUCACACAACUGUAUGACCACUCGGGGGAUACUACGAUUGAGAAUCUUGAUGGCUUACAAACUGAUAUAUAUGUACCCAUUUUGGAUGAUCCUAUUUCAUACCAUGAAGUACAAUCACAAAUCAAGCGUUUGAAGAGUGGGAAAGAGAGCAGACCUGAUGGAGUGCCCCCUGGAUUAUAUAAAAUGUUACCUGUGUCUUGGAUUUUAUGUGUAGUAGCCUUGUUUAAAAAUAUAUUUAUGUCCUCAUUGUAUCCUGUAUCGUGGAUUAAUGCAAGGUUGUUUACUGUCUUUAAACGUGGUUCAAGGUUAUUGGUUAAAAAUGAUCGGGCAAUGAAUGUGAUAAACUCAAUAGCUAAAUUGUAUGAUGCAGUUCUGUGUGCCCGACUCUCUCUUUGGUUUACUCCAUGCAGGGAGGGAGUAGGCGGGGUCGCAGAGGGGAAGGGGCUGUUUGGAGCAUAUCAUAUCUUUACGAUUGUUGACUGACCUUGCAAAGGGGAAAAAAUUCAAACUUUUUGUGACAUUUAUUGAUUUCCAACAAGCUUAUGACAGAGUACCAAGGCGUACUUUAUUUUUGAUAUUGAAAAGACUGGGAUGUGGAUCUGUAAUGAUAGCAGCACUUGUUUCGAUGUACAAAAUUACCAAUAGUAUUGUUGGGACAACUCUAAUUGCUUCGACAAUUGGUGUUCGCCAGGGGUCACCAACCUCAUGUCUAUUGUUUGUCAUUUUUGUGAACGAUCUUAUAAGAUUAAUUAAAAAUAAUUGUGGUAUUAA
Messenger RNA from Macrobrachium nipponense, 3912 nucleotides. RefSeq lists its product as uncharacterized. NCBI's taxonomy places the organism in Eukaryota, Metazoa, Arthropoda, Malacostraca, Decapoda, Palaemonidae. Gene Ontology annotation, molecular function: N-acetyltransferase activity. The transcript has 5 exons. The record is from RefSeq and is a predicted model, not a curated record. Bases 158 to 841 code for a protein of 227 amino acids.